AUGGAGCAAGAGCAGGAACAAGCCAUCGCAGGGCGUGUUGAACAUGCAGACGAAGCUGCUCGACGUGAUUCGCAAGAAACAGCCGUGGAGAUCCAACUCGGGACAGAAGCGAGAUACUGGAAAGAGAGGCGGGCGAGAGACGCGCAGGCGUGGUUGAGCGAGGUGUUGUAUGGCGGUGUGGACGGUGUUGUACUGGUAAGGAGUCUGGCGGAUUUUGUGGGUCCUGUUGGGAGAUUUGCGGUCGAGGAGGAAAAGGGUGAGGAGGCAGAGGUUGAUGGCGAAGUGAGGGAUGGGGAGGAGGAUGCUAAACGUCAGCGUCUGAGAGACUCACAUUCACAUCGACAUCCAGCGGCAGAAAAGAAAAUACAUGUGCACUACGCGCUCUGCGAACCCGUCCCUCAAUACAUCAAACGUACCAUAAUCGACGCCAGCCUACACUCCUUCGCGAGGGAAGGGAAGAAGCAGGGGAGGGAGAAUGCGAAGGAGAAGCAAGAGAAAGAGAAGCAGAGCUGGAAGGGUGCCAUUGGAUAUGAUCGUGAAGAUGAGGAAGGAGUCGUUGUCGGAGCAUUUGAGGGGGGUGGUGCCGAUGUUGAAUGA
Messenger RNA from Stereum hirsutum FP-91666 SS1, 597 nucleotides. RefSeq lists its product as uncharacterized. The coding region runs from base 1 to 597 and encodes 198 amino acids. The record is from RefSeq and is a predicted model, not a curated record. The transcript has 5 exons. Lineage: Eukaryota; Fungi; Basidiomycota; Agaricomycetes; Russulales; Stereaceae.